This is a messenger RNA of Anopheles arabiensis, 3398 nucleotides long. It is a transcript of the gene Rab39, whose product is annotated as ras-related protein Rab-39B. NCBI's taxonomy places the organism in Eukaryota, Metazoa, Arthropoda, Insecta, Diptera, Culicidae. Gene Ontology annotation, biological process: Rab protein signal transduction. The record is from RefSeq and is a predicted model, not a curated record. Gene Ontology annotation, cellular component: Golgi membrane. The coding region runs from base 1127 to 1786 and encodes 219 amino acids. The transcript has 3 exons. Gene Ontology annotation, molecular function: GTP binding; GTPase activity.
GCCUGUCAAAAGCGUUGCAUUGUUGACCAAAACAACUCCGCAGAAAAUUUCGGUGUGGAAAUUUUCUGAUAAGCUGGAAAAUAAAUUCUCAAUCCGGUACGGUGCGUGUGUUCGUGUGUGUGUGUGUGGGUGUGCUAUUUUCGCGACGUGAAGAAAACAGGUGUUUGCUGUGAUUGUGUGCUUCUGUGAGCCCCCCGACCCGACGGAUCAUCGCUCCCCGCAAACAGAUAAAGUGAGCCUGCGGGACCAGCUGAGCUGUACGGAACGAUAGUGUGUGUAUGUGUGUCAGUAAGAAAGUGUGAGAGGGAGAGAAAGCGUGGCCCGGGACGGGCAGGAGGUCCUCACACACACACACACACGCUCGUGUUUAUGUAAUUUAUGCUCAUAUCUCCCGGAGCUGUCACGAAAACGCCCGUUCCUCCGUGCACACAAAGCGCAAUCCCGAUAAAGGCAAAGGCAACGCUGCUCUACAAACCCGGCCAGUCGUCGUGCGCUUUGUGUUCUGCUGCUGUUUGUCAUCCUCCCUGCCAUCCCUCUGUCCCGCAGUUUCUCCGCCGUAAGCAACCGGCCAGUCGUGUGCGUGCGUGCGGUGUGAGAUGCGAUACGGAAGCGGGUAGAGCGAGCGGGACAGCGAGCGAGUGCAAGCGUAGAGCACCAAGACGCACCCGACAGUGGCUGAAGGGAGGACGGUGCAUUUCUGAUAAGCUGUACGACCUCUGACUUGCCCUAAAACGGCCUGGGUCCGAGAAGGUUCUACCGUGCCGUGUCAACCGUACGGCCCUUUUACGAUCGCCACACGCCUAGGUUUGAGGCGAGGGCGGAAAGCAGCUCACGGUCGCUAUCCAAUAGUGCGGAACAGCUGAUACACCCAACCAUACACACACGGACACAAAAUCCCCCGCGUCAGUGCAAUCGGAAAGCAACAUGAGCUUGGUUUAAGGUCACACACGCGCGUCCACCCAAUCAACCUCCCACUCGCGCGCGCGCACGCGUGUGUAUGUGUGUGUGUGUGUGAUCAGCACGAUCAGCAUUGUCACCCAGCCGGCCCAACCCGGGGCCCAACAUCAACCCCUUGAGUUGCCCUAGUACGCAGCAUCCCAGCAAGAGCCGCUCCACUUAGCACAGCAUGGUGGAACCGAUGUUCGAUUACCAAUUCCGGCACAUUCUCAUCGGGGACAGCACGGUCGGCAAGUCGUCGCUGCUCAAGUACUUUACCGAUGGCAAAUUUGCAGAGCUUUCCGAUCCGACGGUAGGGGUCGAUUUCUUUGCCCACCUGAUCGAGGUGAUGGACGGCACCCGGAUCAAGCUGCAGCUGUGGGACACGGCCGGCCAGGAGCGGUUUCGCUCGAUCACCAAAUCCUACUACCGGAACUCGGUCGGCGUGCUGCUCGUGUACGACAUCACCAACCACGCCAGCUUCGAGCACAUCCCGCUGUGGAUGAUGGAGGCGAAGCGGCACAUCGAGCCGCACCGUCCGGUGUUUGCGCUGGUCGGCUGCAAGCUCGAUCUCGUCACGAGCGGGGCGCAGCAGCGCGAGGUCAGCAUCGAGGAGGCGCGCACGUUCGCCGAGCAGCACGGGCUGAUCUUCGUGGAGACGUCUGCCCGGUCCGGCAUGAACGUGCGGGAGGCGUUCACGCUCGUCACGCAGGAGGUGUACAACCGGAUCAAGAGCGGCGAGUACAAGGUCGAGGACGGCUGGGACGGCAUCAAGAAGGGCUUCAUGCGGCCGAACAAUCUCGACUUCAACCUGGUGGUGGCCGAAUCCGCCCGAAGUACCUGCUGUUAGUUGGGUCGGUUUUGGGGCGGGCGGGGGUAAACCCUUUUUUUUUCUUUCCAAUCACGCCACUUCUGUAACACACCGCUCCGUACGCACCUUCCUGUAAGCGUACGUGGUACACACAGAUACACACACACACAGACAUACACAAAAGCUCGUGUGGCACCAUACUUUGAGCGGUGCGAUCCAAAGAACCAAAACAGAUGCGCAAUUUAGGUAAAAUCGGCAACGAACGGGCAACAACGGACGGUUUGAAUCCUGGCUUCCCGCUCUUCCUCGAGCAACGUGCUUGCAGGGGGGGGGGGGGGGGGGUGGAGUGACUUUUUUCCGGUUACGUUUUACCCACUUCCGCUUUUAAUUCAGGCAGGGAGGCGCUCAGUUUUAUUCCUUUCGUUACAUUUUAUUAUAAUGGAAAAUGAUUUAAAUGGCUGUACACACACAUACACACAGCACACGGUUCAGCUGUGUUUUUGGUGGAAAGUUUUGCAACAAAAAAAGGGGGAAGCUUUUAAAAUGAAACAUCGUUGGCCAACAAAAAAAAAAACAAAAAAAGGAAGAAGAAAUCCGUUACCAAGGUUUGCCACGUGGUUACCGAGAGAGAAUCACGAGGCGCUUGCCGGUGAGGUGGAAAAAUGUACACUCCCGGUGGGGGAGGAAGAUGUUUCUAUGUGAUAUUAUUUGUGUACAUGUUCUGUGUUCGCCCUGUGUGUGUGUGUGUGUGUGUGUGUGUGUGUGUGUGUGUGUGUGCAUGUGUGCGUGUAUGUGUUUGUAUGUGUCCGAUUUUGGGUGGGCAAAGUGGGCAAAACGGAUCGUAAAAUGUGAACUUUUUCAUACACAUGAGGAAAAAACAAAAACAAACCACCAAACAUCUAGAAAACGAAACUAACAAAAACGGAACAUCGAGAACAGAAGAGGGUAGGUUGGGGAGCGUUGUUUAGGAGAUGAUGAUCUUUAUACGAGCGCGCUAGAACACACGGGAUAUAAAAUUCAAUUAAAAAAAGGCAUUGUAAUUGUAAAAAAAAACAAAAACGGUAAACCAAAAACAAAAAAAUCAUUUAAAAAAUACCAACAAAGCAUUAAACAAUUAAUCACUUUUUAACGGACUGUUUUUGUGUGUCUGUGUGUGUGUGUGUGUGUGUGUGUGUGAGUGGGUACCCAUACACUCGAGGCGAGGGGCGAUUUGAGUACCCCCUUGGAUCCCUUCGCAAGUAGAAGGUAAAAAAAAGAAAAACGAAUUGUGAGAAGUAAACAUUAAACACGUUUCAAUAAGGCCGUUCGAAGGAUACCAUUCCCCAUUGGGUGGUUAAUAUAGGGUACGUGUGGGUGUGUGUGUCAAACCUUUGAAAUUCUCUUGCUAACAUGCGAUCGCAGUCAUGUAUAUACGUAAGGUACUCAACAGCAGGACUAGUAAGCGGUGGCAAACGCUGGGUGUGUGUGUGUGUGUCGAGGGAUUCUUUCCGGGAGAAAGCGAAGAACGGAGAACGAACGGCGGGGAAGAAGGGUGCAUAUUUUUUUUGUGUUUUCGUAUAAAUGUUUAUGUUGUCCACGAAGCUAUAAUGCAGCCGGACUCUAAACUGCACGGUAGAGUUAAAACCAAUAAAUACAUAAUUAUAACAAGGCA